CAUUUUGUCCUUCAGUACAUAAGGUUGAAGAAGGUUUUCCAUUGUAGCGGGAAAAAAAAAAUGGUUUUGUAACGCUUAGACCAUGAAACGCUCUUCCAAACCACCAAAUGCUACCAGUACCCUCGACCAAGUCACCCCAUCUCAACCGCUGCUUCGUCUUCCUCCUACAGCGAUGCAAGUCUAUGAGCGAGCUGAAGCGAAUCCACGCCCAAAUCACCACCCACGGGCUCUCCGCUGACAACUUUCUCAUCUCCAAACUCCUCUUCUCCGCCGUCUUUGACUACGGCGACAUCGAUUACUCUUGCCGGGUAUUCCGAACCCUUCCCGCCCCAACCACCUUCAUCUAUAACACUCUCAUCCGAGGCUUCUCCAAAUCCAAGAACCCGAACUCCUCCAUUUCUCUCUAUACCGAGAUGCUUCGUGCCGGGGUCUCACCGGAUCACCUCACCUUCCCCUUCCUCGCGAAGUCCUGCGCCCGCCUCUCCUCCCUCCGUUUAGGGCUGUCCGUCCAUGCCCACAUUGCGAAGAGUGGGCUGGAAUUCGAUCUCUUCGUCCAGAAUUCUUUGAUUCACUUGUAUGCAUCUUGCGACGAUAUAUUGUCUGCCCGGAGGGUGUUCGAUGGAAUUUCCCAACCAAAUGUCGUGUCAUGGAAUGCCCUGGUUGAUGGCUAUGCAAAGUGUGGAAAUAUAGCUGCUGCGAGGGAGGCGUUUGAUCGUAUGCCGGAGAGGGAUGUGGUGUCUUGGAGCGCUCUGAUUGAUGGGUAUGUGAAAGGUGGGGAGUACAGAGAGGCGCUCGCCCUAUUCGAGAUGAUGCAAGCUCAGGCAGGUGGGCCAAAAGCCAAUGAGGUCACCAUGGUGAGCGUGUUGUGUGCCUGUGCGCAUUUAGGGGCCCUUGAUAAAGGGAGGGAGAUGCACCGUCAUUUAGAGGAAAAUGGCUUACGCUUAAGUCCAGAGCUGUUGACUUCCUUGAUUGACAUGUAUGCCAAAUGUGGAUCCAUACAUGAGGGUCUUGAAGUGUUUCAUGCCGUCCCAACACAAAAAACAGAUGUGUUGAUGUGGAAUGCGAUGAUUGGGGGGCUCGCAAUGCAUGGGUUGGGCAAAGAGUCAGUAGAGAUGUUCAGAGAAAUGCAGAGGGUGGGCAUGGUACCAGAUGAGAUCACGUACUUGGGGUUGUUGAGCUCUUGUGCUCAUGGAGGCUUGGUAGAGGAUGCCUGGGCUUUCUUUAGAUCCCUCAAAGCCCAAGGCAUGACACCGCAUGUUGAACAUUAUGCUUGCAUGGUUGAUGUUCUUUGUCGAGCGGGCUGUAUGGAGGAGGCAUAUGAGUUCGUCAGCACAAUGCCCAUCGAGCCGAGUGCUUCUGUUUUAGGUGCUCUGCUUAGUGGGUGUCAGACCCAUGGUUGGGUGAAGCUGGGAGAGAUUGUGGGAAAGAGGCUCAUCAAAUUGGAGCCGGAACAUGAUGGACGGUACAUUGGCUUGUCAAAUGUUUAUGCCAUUGCAAGGCGGUGGGAAGAGGCCAAGACAAUGCGCGAAGCAAUGGAAAAGAGAGGGGUGAAGAAGCUUCCUGGGUAUAGUGAGAUUGAGGUGGACGGAGGUCUACACAUAUUCAUUGCUCAUGAUAAGGCUCAUCCCCAAUCAACAGAGGUUUAUUCUAUGUUGAUUGUGGUAGCUAUGCAAAUGAAAAUGGAGUAUAAUGGCAUCAUCCAAGAACCUUUAUCAUUGUAAUCCAAAGGCAAAUGGUCAAGCAUGCAUGUACAUCUCAAAAAAUGGAGUACACAGUAACACCUUGGGGACCUAUACCAUCAAACGGAUUAAAAUUUCAACAGAGUGUUGGUUGAUUUCUUUGCUCGGCAAGUGAUCAUAUUCCCAUCACACUAUGGGAUUCUUAUUUCUAACAGAGCGAUCUAACUAUUGGAAAAUAUUGUACUGAGAUAAAAACAAAGAUCUUGACGACAUGACAUCAAGGAAGCAAGGCCAAUCUUUGGCUGAAAGUGGUACAAUUGAAUGCUAUAAGAAAGGAAGCCCAUACUCGCAAUUUUGGAGCAUUUUCAUGCAGUGGCUGCAGACUGUACCUUCCUUUUCCUUUUUAAUAUGAAACAAACCUGAAGUGAAACCAACCUGUGGCUAUCACAGUCCCUCUUAUGCAAGCGCUCCCUUCAAGGGCUACAAGCGUCCAGGAUCCAAAAAGCAGCACUUCCCUCCAAAUGGUCAUUGUGGCAUAGCUUAAGUGGUAAGCCCAAUUUCUGGAAUAGCUUUGUUUCUGAAAAUUAACUAUUGUCUUUAUCAGGUAUACAUGCACCAGAUGAACUGGACUAAUUUCAUCUCAGGAGCAAAGAUGAAACCAGAUUCCUAUAGUGCACUAGAAUGAAGUCAAAUAUUACCUCCAGCGUACAAUAAAGCAAAGCCUGGGAUAGAGAACAGGUGAAUGAAUCGGUGGAAUAUUGUGGAGAAAGAUACGUUGUGCAGGAACUUUGCAUUCUUUAACUGCUGGGUGUUGUGGUAUCGGAAAAAGAAAUGUGAAGGUUUUAAAACAUGUAUAUCAGAACCCAAGGUUUCUUGUAUCUGUAUCAAAGUUAUGGUUUUGAAGGGGAUUUAGAGCAAGUUGAUGCAAGCAAGAGGCCUCCUGCUGGAGAGAUAAUUGAAGGCUCAGUGUCCAUGCUUGCAUAGGUCAAGGAGAGAUAAUCUACACCAAGUUAACAGCUAACACAAAGGUCCGAGCCCUUGCUAAUCUCCUUGUUGCUGCCAAGUUUUGCCCCUCUGCUGUACCAAUGAUCACCAUUGUGAUGAGCAUUUGGAUGCCCCCCACCAUAAACAUAGUCGACUCAUCAAGACAAAGGUAAAGCUACUAUUGUUAGUCCCAUUGCAAAUGCUGAUAUGAGUAAUGACUUCUCACCCAAGUUGAUGUUUUGGAUCAAGCUUGGAGUGCAGAAGUCUAUGAUGUUAAAUUAUAUGACUUGUUGGAACAAUGGGCUGUGGGAUGCUGUCACCAUUUCAAGUUAAGGCCAUGUACUUUGAAUAAUCCUCAUGAAGGAUUAGAUUGUGACUCUGCGGGUUUCACAAAUGAUGACCAUUGUAUCAUUCAGUUCUGCAAGGAUGUUAGGGUUCCCUUGGAUCA
Molecule: messenger RNA, 3111 nt
Organism: Phoenix dactylifera (date palm)
Lineage: Eukaryota; Viridiplantae; Streptophyta; Magnoliopsida; Arecales; Arecaceae
Source: RefSeq, a predicted model, not a curated record